This is a messenger RNA of Coniosporium apollinis CBS 100218, 2541 nucleotides long. RefSeq lists its product as uncharacterized. The transcript has a single exon. Gene Ontology annotation, cellular component: cytoplasmic stress granule. Gene Ontology annotation, molecular function: mRNA binding. The record is from RefSeq and is a predicted model, not a curated record. The coding region runs from base 1 to 2541 and encodes 846 amino acids. Gene Ontology annotation, biological process: mRNA splicing, via spliceosome. Lineage: Eukaryota; Fungi; Ascomycota; Dothideomycetes.
AUGCAAUACUCAGACUCAAUUCCGAGCGGGCCCGGCGCUGGCCGUUUCGUUUCAAAUCAUCAAAAGCCAUCAAUCAACGGCGAACACGGCGGCUUCUCCCACGGCGGCUUUCAUCAGACACAAGGCUCAAUUGGCGGCUAUGGGGACAGACACCCGCAGCGAGGCAAUGUUCCGAACAUCAACACAGGCAGACUUGGCCAGAGUAUGCAAAAUGCAGGCGAGAUACAGACACCAGGAACCGCUUUCAACAUGAACUUUACACCGCUGCUUCCCUCUCAGCUGCUAUUGGGCAGUCCAUUUCAGCCUGGUUCGCCAAACACGUUUGCUUCUCCCCAGUUCCAGAGCUUCUCCAGCUUUGGCCAACAAAACACGUCAAACCAGCAACAGAACCAGCAGACCUCAAUGGGCAGCCCGAUCCAGCAGCAUCAGCCGCUAUCUCCUCAGCUAUAUCACAAUAUGCUCUCGCAUCAGGGCAUGAAUGCAACUAGCUUCUUCGGUGGUCCCCAGUCUCCGACAGGAACUUUCGGCAGCCUGGCAGGCCAGACCUUGGGUGGUCUCGGUGGUGCUAUGCACAUGGCGCCAGGCUUGGUCUCUGGUACAAGCCGAACCGUAUACCUCGGCAACAUCCCUCCUGAGACCUCAGCCGAAGAAAUCCUCGGUCACGUGCGCAGCGGCCAGAUUGAAUCUGUCCGUUUACUACCGGACAAGAACUGCGCGUUCAUCUCUUUCCUUGAUAGCAGCUCUGCUACCCACUUUCAUUCCGAUGCUAUCCUCAAGAAGCUGGCGGUUAGAGGUCAAGACAUCAAGAUUGGGUGGGGCAAGCCCUCGCAGGUACCGACAUCAGUCGCUCUCGCAGUACAGCAGUCGGGCGCGUCGCGCAACGUUUACCUUGGGAACCUUUCGGAAGACGUGACGGAAGAGGAACUCCGAGAAGACCUAGGCAAAUUCGGUCCUAUCGAUACAGUCAAGAUUGUAAGGGAGAAGGCGAUUGGGUUCGUCCAUUUCCUAUCAAUCAGCAACGCCAUGAAAGCUGUCGCGCAACUUCCUCAGGAGCCGAAAUGGCAAGCGCCGCGUCGUGUCUACUACGGCAAGGACCGGUGCGCAUACGUCUCGAAGACCCAGCAGCAGAACGCUGCGCAGUACCUUGGCAUUGCGCCGGGUUAUGCGCAUGUGCUGAAUGGUGCGGACAGAGACUUGAUCUCAAACGCGCUAGCUCAGCAAUCAGUUGCCGCAGCCGCCGUAGCUACCUCAGCUGGUGGCGUCAAUAAUCUUGGAAACAGGACCGUGUAUCUCGGCAACAUUCAUCCGGAGACUACCAUCGAGGAGAUCUGUAACGUUGUAAGAGGCGGUCUGUUGCACCACAUUCGGUACAUUCCAGACAAGCACAUCUGCUUCGUGACAUUCAUUGACCCGACAUCGGCCGCGUCUUUCUAUGCUCUAAGCAACCUCCAGGGACUGAUGAUCCACAACCGCCGGCUAAAGAUUGGCUGGGGCAAGCACUCUGGCGCGCUUCCCCCCGCGAUUGCACUGGCCGUCAGCGGCGGCGCCUCGCGAAACGUGUACAUCGGCAACCUCGACGAGUCCUGGAGCGAGGACCGGCUCCGGCAGGACUUCUCCGAGUACGGCGAGAUCGAGCUGGUAAACACUCUCCGCGAGAAGAGCUGCGCCUUUGUCAACUUCACCAACAUCGCCAACGCCAUUAAGGCAAUCGAAGCCGUGCGCGGCAGGGAAGAGUACAAGCGGUUUAAGGUCAACUUCGGCAAGGACCGCUGCGGCAACGCGCCUCGCCAGACCAAUAACAUGCAGCACCAGCAUCAGCAGCGACAGGCCAACAUGCAGGACGGCACUACUUCUCCGCCUCCAACAAACGGCCUGCACCCGAAUAGCUACCGCCAGAGUUCCGUGUCGCCAAGCAACACCGGUGCGCCAGGCUCCACGGGCAGCAGUUCCAGCGGCCCAUUUCAAUCAAUGGCCGCGCCGAUGCCGUCCAACAUCCUCAACAACGGCGGCAACAACCCACUGAUGAUGUACCUACAGCAAGCUCAGAGCCAGCAGCAGCAGCCAGAUGGCACCUCUUAUGGCCUGUCCCAGCAACCGCAGCAAUCCCACCACCAGCAGCACCACUCCACCUCCUUCGCAAAUCCCUCCCCCCAGGCAGCCUUCUACGCGGCCGACGCCACUACAUCUGCGCCAUCCUACCCAUCCCAUCCAACCCACGGCCCUAGUUCGUCUUUCAGCCUCAUAAACGGCUCCUCCCUCUCGGCCUCGCUCUCCAACAACAACAUCUCAGCCGCCACAACAAUCGGCGGCCUUCUCGCCCCUUCAAACCUCAACGCCCGUGCGCAGCAUGCCCGGGCUGUGAGCUUGCCGGUUUUUAGCCAGGGUCCGUUUACGCAGCCAAUGCAUGGAGGUGCGUUUGGGGGCUUGGGGGCGGGCUUGGGGGGAUUUGGUGGGCUUAGUGGGAUUGAUGGGCAUGCUGGGCAUGCGGGACUUGGUGGGGGGUUGCCGGGAUGGGCGGAGGAGGAGGUGGGUGGGCAAUAG